UUUCGUUCCGUUGUUUCAAUCAUGGUGACGCGCCGACAGCUCCGAGCGAAACAGGCGAGCGACUCGCAACCCAAUCCCAAAUCCAACGAUGCAAAUUCGGAUUCUCACUCUGAAACACCAUCAUCGUCGUCGUCAUUCUGGCCAGCGCUGGCGUCGCGGUGCACCAUCCUCGUUGGCCUGCUGCUGCUCCAGUCGCUCAGUGGCAGCAUUAUGGAGCAUUACGCCGGACUGCUCCAGUCGCACGUCGCCGUCAUGUUCUUCCUGACCACGAUUGUCGGCGCUGGCGGGAAUGUCGGAAAUCAGUCCGCCGUCGCCGUCAUCCGCGGACUCGCCACGGGCGAAAUCCAUGCUGGGAACCGGCUCAAGCUCGUCCUGCGCGAGGCCGUGGCGGGAGUGGUCAUUGCGGCCGUCGCGGCAGGCUUCAAGAUCGCGCGGAUUCUAAUCUUGAGCCCGUCCACCGCGUUCAACGACGUGACCGCAAUCGUUGUUGCUCUGGCCGCAGUCGUGUGCCUGUCGUCGACGAUUGGAACAUUACUCCCGCUUGCCUUGGAUGCCGUGGGUGUCGAUCCCGCUCACGCCGGCCCGACCAUCCAAGUCGUGAUGGACAUUUUGGGCGUCCUGAUCACCUGUGCCGUUAGCGAGAGCAUCUUUGCGGUCGAGGCCAUCACUGUUGAAAGCCAACUAUCCGCUGCAAAAGAGUUGUGACAGCAGGUCCGUGUCCAGGAUAGCAGCGCGGUACAAAAAAAAAAGCAAAUGUUCUUGAUAUCAAAUCUCAAAUCUAGAAAAAGUACAA
This is a messenger RNA of Capsaspora owczarzaki ATCC 30864, 793 nucleotides long. RefSeq lists its product as hypothetical. Gene Ontology annotation, molecular function: monoatomic cation transmembrane transporter activity. NCBI's taxonomy places the organism in Eukaryota, Filasterea, Ministeriida, Capsasporidae. Gene Ontology annotation, biological process: monoatomic cation transport. The record is from RefSeq and is a predicted model, not a curated record. The transcript has 2 exons. Bases 22 to 705 code for a protein of 227 amino acids.